Salvia miltiorrhiza (redroot sage) is the source of this 694-nucleotide messenger RNA. Its product is annotated as guanine nucleotide-binding protein subunit gamma 2-like. The transcript is spliced from 4 exons. Gene Ontology annotation, biological process: G protein-coupled receptor signaling pathway. The record is from RefSeq and is a predicted model, not a curated record. NCBI's taxonomy places the organism in Eukaryota, Viridiplantae, Streptophyta, Magnoliopsida, Lamiales, Lamiaceae. The coding region runs from base 192 to 524 and encodes 110 amino acids.
AAGAGGACAUGAUUAUCCCCAGAAAUACAAGUGAGAUUCGGAAUUCCUGCUGCCACUUUUGACCACUUUCCAUGUCACCCACUCCUCAUCUAAGUUGGAUCCAUUUCCAUUUCCAAUUUCCCAUUUCCUCCUCCACCUCACUCAUUUAUCUAUAAUCGCUCCACCACCGCCGCCGCCGCGCCGCCGUAGUCAUGGAUCGAGCUCCCCCGCAAGCGGCUGAACAGCCCCACAACCCCACCCCACCCGCUUCAUCCGCAAUGCCAUCCUCGACUUCUGGCCAUAUGGGCAAGCACAGAAUGUUAGCUGCAAUUUCUUUCCUCAAUCAGCAAAUCCAAAUUAUGCAGGAUGAGCUACUUGAGCUAGAAACUAUUGGCGGAGUAUCUACUGUUUGCCCAGAUCUAAUCGCAAGCGUGGAUUCAGUUCCAGACGCUCUACUUCCGGUGACCAGAGCUCCGGCGGAGGCCGACUGGGACCGGUGGUUCCAAGGCGCUCAGAGCUCCCGGAGCCGCCGCCGGUGGAUCUGAACAUUUGCUUCACAUGUUGUAUUGCAAUACAAUAUCUUCCCCUUCAAAAAAAAAAAAGUUUAUGUAUUGGGCGGGAUUUAGCCCCUAGCUAUCUAAGAGAUCGUCACUCUACCAAUUAGAUCAUUUCGUGUAUCAAAUAAUUCCAAUUUUGUGUUUUGGCCUCUUUCUAA